This is a messenger RNA of Stylophora pistillata, 4124 nucleotides long. RefSeq names its product nucleoprotein TPR. Lineage: Eukaryota; Metazoa; Cnidaria; Anthozoa; Scleractinia; Pocilloporidae. Gene Ontology annotation, molecular function: structural constituent of nuclear pore. Gene Ontology annotation, biological process: protein import into nucleus; regulation of mitotic spindle assembly; mRNA export from nucleus. Gene Ontology annotation, cellular component: nuclear pore. The record is from RefSeq and is a predicted model, not a curated record.
UCUCUGAGACAAAGUGUGAACUAUCACAGUCAGAAAGCAUUCGCUAACAGCAACGCUGUGAAUACCUGGAGGCACAAGUGGAAGACAUGCAGAAGAACAUGACUGAGGAAAGAACGCAGUCAGAGAUCAACACUCAGACUGCAGCUCAGCAUGCAGAGGUCAUGGAGAAAGUGGAGCGGCUCAAUGAAGUUAUUGAGAGCAAUAAAGUACUGAAAAAUGAAAAAGAGAGUGCAGAGAAGACAGUAAGAGAGCUUAUGGAAAAGAUCCAGGGAUUAGAAGGGGAGAUGAAACCUCUGAGAGAUGGUGUGCAAUCACUUACAUCACAGAAAGAUGCUUUGUUGGCCGAGAAAACAGCUCUUAAAAAUGAGAUUGUUCGCUGGACAGCAAAGAUCAAACAGUUGACGGAACAGUACAAGGAUGUUGAUGUUGAUGAGUAUAAGAGAAUUAGAGAGGAAAAAAAACAGUUUCAACAACAGAUAUCCAGCCUGAAAGUUGAUAAUCAGAGAAUGAGAACUCAGACAGAAUCCCUGAAAUCUGACUUGUCAAAAACGCAAGGAGAGUUAGCAGGACUGAAGGCAAUGUCACAAAAAUCAACUGAUCAGGUGGGAAGUCUAAAGGAAGAACAUCAGAAAGAAGUAUCUAAAUUGCAGCAGGAGGUGGAAUCACUAAGGGUAUCUGUAGAAGCCAAGACAAAAGAAGUAAAUGACAAGAACACAACUCUGCUACAGGUGAAAAGAAUAGCUCGUCGUUACAAGACCCAAGUUGAUGAGCAAACAAAGGAGAUGGAAGAGCUCAAGAAAAAGGUGAAUGAGGCUGGGCUGUCCACAGUCAAGGGAACAGCAGAAGCUGCUUCCCCUGGGGUCACACCUGCAGAAAAUGUUGAUGUAUCAGCACAGGAGAACAAGAUGAAAGAGCUAACAGAUCAGGUGAAGAAUUAUGAUGAGGAAGUAAAAAAACUAAGAAAAAUAGCUCGUCAUUACAAGACUCAACAUGAGGAACAAACUAAGGAAAUUGACAAACUUAAAAAGAAAGUCGGAGAGUCUGGGCAGGCCUCAGCAGAGGGAGUAUCACCGGCUGAUGCAUCUAGUGGGAGCAGUGAUCUGGCAUCAUACGAGAACACGAUUAAAGAAUUAACAGAACAGUUGAAGACUGCAACAGAUGAGGUGAAAAAACUGAAAGAGUUGGAUGAGCAGAAUAAGAUAUCCCUGAAGGAGAAAGAGGAUAAGAGCAAGAACGUGCUGAUACAAGCGAGACAAAAGCUGCAGCAACUCACAGCUAUGAAGGACAGACUGAGCACAGAAAAUGAAGACCUUAAAAAGAAACACAAGUCACUGAGUGAGGAGAAGGAGGCACUAACCCAGCAACUGACUGAAUCUGAGAUGAGAAUGAAAGUGUUAAGCUCACAAUUUGAAGGGAAAGUAACAAAGUUAGAGAAGGAAGCACAAGAUCAUAAAGCAGAUAGAGACGCAAAGGAGAAGGAAGCUGAAGAAAUGAAGAAACGAAUAGAUGAGUACAAGCAGAAAGAGAAAGUUGAUGUAGACAAACUUCAACAGAAGCUUCAACAAUAUCAGGCACUGAUACACAAACAGCAGAUGAAAAUAAAGUCUUUUGCAGUCAAUACAUCAAGUUCCAUUUCAAGACCUUCCUCAGGAGAAGUGACUGGAGCAGAGACUACUACAACUCAAGCAGAAACGCCAACAAGUAUCACUGUUACAUCAGCACCACCAAUAUCUCUAGUACCACCAACAGCAACAAUUAAACCAACCACCACCCCCACAACACUUAAACGCUCUGGACCUAAAGCUAGUGUGAGACCUAUAGCAGUUGCACCAACACAGAGCACACCCACCCCCACAGCAACUGUUUUACCUACAGUCACGUCCACCCCCUCAGAAGCUGUAAGUGUUGCUGGAACCAUCAGGGUGCCAGGAACAGCAAUUUCUAUAGCGAGCAGUGUGUCAACCUCUGUACCAACAACAGUGUCUGUCCGUCCAAUCACCAGUACCGUAGAAGUGCAGCAGCAACAGCCUCCUCAAGGGGAGUCUGAGGUGUCAUCCACUGAAGUGACAGCCAGUGAGCAGUUGCAGCCUACUCCGUCUACAGCUGUAGUAUCAGGAAAGCGACAGAGAGAUGAAUCCCAAGUGACUGACAGAAGUGCCACUGAAGUUGUGGAAGGUACAAGUACAGAAGAUGAACCUGUGCCAAAGAAAAUCAGGACUGUAGAGCUCCAUGUGGAAGAUGAAGUUGGAACAUCACAAGAAGAGUUUGAAGACACAGCUGCAGAUGGCACAGGUGAUGAUCAACUUGAAGAAGAGGAAGAAGGAAAGGAAGAGUUUGAUUUUGAAGGAUAUGAAGGGGAAGAAGGUGAAGAAGAAGAAGAAGAAGAAGAAGACCAGGAGGCACACGAUUCUGGAAGACAAGAGGUGAUUCAGGCUACAGCCAUAGAACCAGAGGUAGUUUUGAUUGAAAGUGAUGAAGAUGAAGAUGUUGAGGAAGAGAAUGUUGAUGAAGAUGAAGAAGAAGAGGAGGAGGAGGAGGAUGAAGAUUAUGUAGAGCAGGAUGAGGAUUAUGCUGAGGGAGAGGUGAAUGAGAUGGAGGAAGAUGAUGAAGGUGAAGAUGAGGAAGAAGAGUACAUGGAAGGAGAUGGUGUUGAAGAAGAAGAUGAAGACAUGGAUGAAAAUGGAGAGGAUGAUCAAAAGCAAGAGGUGGUAGAAGUGAUUGAUGAUGAUGAAGAUGACAUGGAUGAAAAUGUGCGGGAAGCAGAAGCAAUUGAAGAAACGCAGGUGGGAGAAGCAGAUGCUGGAGAGAUAGUAGUAGAGGAGGAUGUUGCUGAAGAAAUACAGGAUCGGAAUGAGAUUGUACAAGCUGAGACUUCUGAGGCAAACUUAGAAAGUGAGAUUUCCACAACAGAGCAACUUACAACAGGAGCUGCUGUUGAAAGUCAGAUAUUGGAAGGGGCACAGAGAUCUGCCACACCAACAACAUCAGUCACAAUUACACAGCGGCUCCUGUCUGCUAGGUCUCAUUUGGCACCAUUUUCAUUCCCUCAGGGCCAACCAGCUCCAGGUCCAUUUAAUGAAGAAGAAGACUGUAUGGUGCCCAGCACCCCUACAUUGUAUGUGCCAAAGAGAACUGAUGGUUUUGCGGAGGCUAUAAGCUCUCCUCAAAUAAAUCGUUCAUCAUUCUCAUUUGCUGCACCUGGGGAGAGCUCGAUGUCAUCUGCAGGUGUGUUGGAGCUUGGCAUGUCAGAAGAAGGGUUGCGCGUAGAUGAUACACAAGUGGACCUCAUGGGAGGUUCAGAUGAAGCUUCUCAUGAGAGACCUUCCUUUGUAGUGCCUACAGGCUUACCAGAAGCUGCAGAAGCAAGUAGUCAGUCCAACCAGCGACUCCCAAGCACUGGCUCAGAUACCAGGCAGCUCUCAUUAGAAAGCUUGGAGAGCGAGUCAGAAGCUGGCAGUAUUGCCACUGUUCCUGCUAUCAUGGUCACACCUGUCACUGAAGCAUCGGAGGAGUCAUCUGAGCAGAACGUGCCAGUUUCCCAAGCUCAUCCAGAGGUUCUUGACACAGAAGUGGUGGAGCUGUUGGAGGAUGUUGAGGCUAUGAAAGAAGGAGAGGAAGGUGAUGAACAAGAAGCAGCAGAAAAAGGAAGUGAGUUAGAAGUCAAGGAAUCACAAGAAUUUGCCCCAGAGGACAUUUCUCAGCCAAGCAUUUCAAGUGAAUCCUCUAGAACUAGUGCCCAGUCUGCCUCAACAACAUCAGGAACUGCAGCUAAAUCUAAACAAGAUCUAAAUAGGGGCAGAGGUACAGUUGUACAGUUAAGAAGGUCAGCCACAACAUCUACCUGGAGUACAAGGGGAGUUACCCAAGCUCAAAGAGGUACCUCUGCAUCAGGAAGAGUGCGUCGACUUAGAAGGGAUCCUGUUAGAGGUCCUGGUGCUCAUCGUGGUCGUGGGACACAAAUGCCCCGUGGUAAGCAGGGCGGAACUCCAAGAGGAGGAGGAGGCCAAGCAUGAAAUAUGAUCUUGCUUAUAACUAAAUUGUGUAACUUAGGAUCAUUUUUAUAGUUUUUGUACAGAAUAGCUUCUUGGUUUUUAAGAAUCUUGUAAUAAAGUUAACAUACAGUG